AGAAGAAAAGAAAAAUCCACAGGAACCAAGGAAGAGAGAGAAGAACCAAGAUCGAAAAUGGAAGAUGAGGUUGACCUGAAGGUUAAGCUGAUUCUAGCAGUGGCGUUGGGGGGAUCUGUGGUGUUGCUUGUAUGGCUUUACAAUGUUAUGGUGGUGAAAACACACAGGCUGAGACUGAAGCUUCAGAAUCAAGGAAUUAGAGGACCUUCCCCUUCUUUCCUCCUAGGGAAUAUUCCAGACAUGAGGAGGAUCCAAACUCAAGCACAGUCCCUUCAGAAAGAUGACUAUUCUUCUAUUGCCCAUGACUGGCUUUCCACUCUCUUGCCGUAUUUUGGGAAGUGGAGAAAUGAAUAUGGGCCAGUGUUCAUGUAUUCAACAGGGAACAUACAGAUUCUGUGCAUAACAGAUGUAGAAAUGGUGAAGGAAAUGAGCCUACACACGUCUUUGAGCUUGGGGAAGCCGUCUUACCUAUCCAAGGACAGGGGGCCUCUGUUAGGUAAGGGUAUUCUCUCCUCCAGUGGCCCUCUUUGGGCACACCAGAGAAAGAUCAUUGCUCCUGAGUUCUUUCCUGAUAGGGUUAAGGGUAUGGUGAAUCUCAUGGCUGAAGCUACAACUUCAUUGCUGAGAUCCUGGGAGAGUAGAAUAGAAAGAGAGGGAGGGGUCGUCGCAGACAUUACAGUCGAUGAGGAUCUGAGAAGCUUGUCUGCAGAUAUUAUUUCAAAAACUUCAUUUGGGAGCAGUUAUUCAAAAGGGGAAGAGAUAUUCUCAAAGCUUCAAACCCUACAGAAGGUCAUGUCUAAGGGAAUCAUUGGAAUUCCAGCUCUAAGGUAUUUGUCGCUUUACAUAAGACAAUCACAAACAUUGCAUAGUAAUAUUCUUAAGUUUUCUGUUUCGUAUGAAAGGUACUUGCCAACUAAAAAUAACAAGGAGGUAAGGAAAUUAGAAAAACAAAUUGACACCAUGAUACUGGAGCUGGGAAAACAACGGAUGGAAGGUCAACAUCAGGAGCAGGAUCUUUUGCAGCUGAUAGUUGAGGGUGCUAACAGUUGUAGUGACCACAAUGGUAACUCGUUGAAUUUCUCCAGAGACAGGUUCAUUAUUGAUAACUGCAAGAAUAUAUACUUUGCUGGUCAUGAAACCACCGCUAUCACAGCAUCUUGGAGCUUGAUGUUACUAGCUGCACACCCAGACUGGCAAGCUCAAGCUCGUGCUGAGGUGCUUGAAACCUGCAAGGGCAGCCUUCCGAAUGCAGAUUCUCUUAAAAGAAUGAAGAUGCUUACAAUGGUAAUUCAGGAGACAUUGCGCCUAUACCCACCUGCAAUUUUUGUCAUAAGAGAAGCAUUAGAAGAUAUCAAUAUCAAAGGCAUUUUAGUCCCAAAAGGCAUGAACAUCCAAAUCCCGAUCCCAGUACUACAUCAAUCCCCUGAACUAUGGGGUCCUGAUGCGAGCAAGUUCAAUCCAGAAAGAUUUGUCAAUGGAGUUCUUGGUGCUUGCAAGGCUCCACAAGCUUACAUGCCAUUUGGUCUUGGCCCUCGUAUUUGUGCAGGGCAGCACUUUGCAAUGACAGAACUGAAGGUGGUCCUAUCUCUCCUUUUAUCAAGGUUUUCCUUCUCUCUGUCACCAGAAUACCAUCACUCCCCUGCUUUCAGACUGGUUGUACAGCCUGAACAUGGAGUCUGUCUUCAAGUAAGAAGAGUUUGAUGUCUAUUAUUGUCCUAGCAAUAAUCAGAAUCUUAAGUCUCUCCACACCCAGCAUACCAUCACUCUGCUGUGACUAGAACACUGAAUCAUAAUAAAAAGAUAGCAUGAACAUUCCUCAAACUCAAAUGAUUUAAAUAUGAUAGUCAUACAGGGAUGAUAAUUAGAAAAGCUGCACAAAUACUUGGAAAAACAUUAUUGUAACUUUAUUCUCAUAACAAGGCAGACAACAAAAUCACUAGUCUUGAGAUUCUACUAAAAUCUAUUAAGUAUAGUUUAUGCUACAUUAAAAAUGACAACAAAAAAUUCUGAAGGACUUUAGGAGAAUAAGGAUCGGCUCUUGUUGCGUUCCAAUCGAGCUUCCCUCUGCAAGAUUCAGUAAAUUUUUAGACAAUAAAGUA
This is a messenger RNA of Rubroshorea leprosula, 2099 nucleotides long. Lineage: Eukaryota; Viridiplantae; Streptophyta; Magnoliopsida; Malvales; Dipterocarpaceae. The record is from the annotation of a GenBank genome assembly.